AGGUAUCCGCGUGAACCUGGCUGGCGGCUUGCUGCUUUUGCAGGAAGCGAGCGAGUGGCCGUGUUUGAAACCUUCACUGUCUAAACUUUGGGUGCCUUUGUUUUAUUAUUUAAUAAUUAUUUACAGGGUUCUCGGGUCCCCUAAUUUAUAUUUGACGCGACACACCCACGCAGCCAUCGUAACUUAACUUCAACAAUGUCUGGCAUCGCCAUAGCCCGUCUCUCAGAAGAACGGAAGGCCUGGAGAAAAGACCACCCUUUCGGUUUUGUGGCGAGGCCAACAAAGAACAACGACGGUACCCUGAACCUUCUCAACUGGGAGUGUGCCAUUCCUGGAAAGACCGGGACCCCGUGGGAGGGUGGCCUUUACAAGCUGCGGAUGGUGUUCAAGGACGACUACCCUUCCACGCCGCCAAAGUGCAAGUUCGAGCCCCCGCUGUUCCACCCCAACGUGUACCCGUCAGGAACGGUGUGUCUCUCGUUGCUGGAUGAGGAGAAGGACUGGAGACCGGCCAUCACCAUCAAACAGAUCCUGCUCGGAGUCCAAGACCUGCUCAACGAACCCAACGUCAAAGAUCCCGCGCAGGCCGAGGCGUACACAAUCUACUGUCAAAAUGCCCUGGAGUACGAGAAACGCAUCAGAGCACAGGCAAAAUCCAUGGCUUCUGCAGAAUGAAGGAACUUUCAUUUCUCCCAUGUCAUCUGUGCCCGUCUUGCACGUUUCUUUAUUAUUUUUUUUUAAUCUCACAGAUGGUCAGUUUCAUCACCCAAAACAGAUGAAAAGAAAUUUUAUUUUCUGAAUUAGGUCAGCCUUAUAUCUUCAUUUUCCUUUCUGUUUUUCUAUCGAAGAUAAUGAAAUGUUGGUGGCUGAAGUCCGCAACUGCUGGCGGACGACGACGCCGGCAGGUUGCAAAAGUUUUAUGGAAAGUUGGCUACCCUGGGUCGGAGGGGUUUUCUGGAGACUAGAGGGCCCCGAUGGUAUUGUCCUGUCUAGUUUGGCGAAUGUCUGUGGUCUCUACGUUGUAAAUAAAAACCACUUUUUGAUG
This is a messenger RNA of Ixodes scapularis (black-legged tick), 1045 nucleotides long. RefSeq names its product SUMO-conjugating enzyme UBC9-B (gene lwr). Gene Ontology annotation, molecular function: SUMO conjugating enzyme activity. Gene Ontology annotation, cellular component: nucleus. NCBI's taxonomy places the organism in Eukaryota, Metazoa, Arthropoda, Arachnida, Ixodida, Ixodidae. Gene Ontology annotation, biological process: protein sumoylation. Bases 196 to 675 code for a protein of 159 amino acids. The transcript is spliced from 7 exons. The record is from RefSeq and is a predicted model, not a curated record.